AUGUAUUUCAAUGCCCUUCACAACAUAUUUAUUUCCAUAUUUAUGCACGUUUCCAAUUCCUUUGUAAAAAGUUGCCGUCAAAUGAUAUUGACUAAACUUUUAUUAUAUAAUGUUGAUAUUCUUUUAGACAAUGCUCCUUUUUUUGGUGGUAGAUCAAAUUUGGUUUUAAAAACCAAUGAAUUGCAUGUGGAGGAUUCGCUAACGUUUAAAAUUGUUUUCAAGCCGGAGAUUCGUCAUUCAACCUUGUUGGUGAUCGGUGAUAUUGCGAAAUACAUAGCAUUGGUGAUAUUGCAAGAUGGUACUUUGCGUGUUGGCACUGAAAGCAACAAACUAAAAGCUGGACAUGUCUUAAUGGGUGGUUGGAACACAGCAUCAUUUAAACUCACAGCUGGUAAAAUCACUGUCAAAUUAAAUGGUAACAGUUAUGAAAUGAACAAGCCUGGUGAAAUACCAGCCUUUGUUGAUUUAACGGUUGGUUAUAUCAGUAACAUUAACAGUUUCACAAAUUAUGAAGCAAACAUUGGCGUUAACAAAGGAUUUAGAGGGGAAGUGUUGGAGAUCACGUUCAACAAGAAGAAUAUGGGUUUGCAUUUUGGAAGCACCGAUUACAAAUCCAGCGCAAAAAUGCGAGAGUAUGGGACGUUGAAUAAAAAUGUCGUCCCCUGAAAGGGAAUUUAAGUAAAUAUUGGUUUUAUUGAAAGAAUGCUACUAAUUCUAUCAUAUGCAAUCUUGUUACGAAACAGAA
Molecule: messenger RNA, 745 nt
Organism: Hydractinia symbiolongicarpus
Lineage: Eukaryota; Metazoa; Cnidaria; Hydrozoa; Anthoathecata; Hydractiniidae
Exons: 4
Coding region: 1-666 (221 amino acids)
Source: RefSeq, a predicted model, not a curated record